GGUCUCGAAGUCGGUUACGCCGAGGGAAGCCCAGACUCGGCAGUCGCAGCCUCCCUUGCAGCCGCUGGUAGCUGUCCCUCUUCUCUUAGUAUCUCAUCGCCGCCGCCCGCCGGCAGGUCUCCGUAGCCCCUAGCCCGCGGCUCGCCGCCCCGCCCGCCACCGCCACCAUGCCGGUGUUCCACACACGCACGAUCGAGAGCAUUCUGGAGCCGGUGGCGCAGCAGAUCUCGCACCUGGUGAUAAUGCACGAGGAGGGCGAGGUGGACGGCAAAGCCAUCCCGGACCUCACAGCUCCUGUGGCCGCCGUGCAGGCGGCCGUCAGCAACCUCGUCCGGGUUGGAAAGGAGACUGUUCAGACCACCGAGGAUCAGAUUUUGAAGAGAGACAUGCCGCCAGCAUUUAUUAAGGUCGAAAAUGCUUGUACUAAGCUUGUUCAGGCAGCCCAGAUGCUUCAGGCAGAUCCUUACUCUGUGCCAGCUCGUGAUUAUCUGAUUGAUGGCUCAAGGGGUAUACUUUCUGGAACAUCUGACUUGCUCCUCACCUUUGAUGAGGCUGAGGUCCGCAAAAUCAUCCGUGUGUGCAAAGGCAUUUUGGAAUAUCUAACAGUGGCAGAAGUGGUAGAGACAAUGGAGGAUUUGGUCACCUACACUAAGAAUUUGGGACCAGGAAUGACGAAAAUGGCCAAAAUGAUUGAUGAAAGACAACAGGAAUUGACCCACCAGGAACAUAGAGUGAUGUUGGUGAAUUCAAUGAACACUGUGAAAGAGUUAUUGCCAGUCCUCAUUUCAGCUAUGAAGAUUUUUGUAACUACCAGAAACGCAAACAACCAAGGUAUUGAAGAAGCUUUGAAAAACCGAAACUUUACAGUGGAAAAGAUGAGCACAGAGAUUAAUGAGAUCAUCCGAGUCUUACAGCUUACUUCCUGGGAUGAAGAUGCUUGGGCCAGCAAGGACACUGAAGCCAUGAAGAGAGCUUUGGCCUCCAUUGAUUCUAAACUGAACCAGGCCAAAGGUUGGCUCCGCGAUCCCAGUGCCUCGCCAGGAGAUGCUGGAGAGCAAGCAAUCAGGCAGAUCUUGGAUGAAGCUGGAAAAGUUGGUGAACUCUGUGCAGGGAAAGAACGCAGAGAGAUCCUGGGAACCUGCAAAAUGUUAGGGCAGAUGACUGACCAAGUGGCUGAACUUCGAGCCAGAGGACAAGGAGCCACUCCCAUGGCCAUGCAGAAAGCCCAGCAGGUGUCCCAGGGUCUAGAUAUGCUCACUGCAAAGGUGGAAAAUGCAGCACGAAAACUGGAGGCCAUGACAAAUUCAAAACAGAGCAUCGCAAAGAAGAUUGAUGCUGCUCAGAAUUGGCUUGCAGAUCCAAAUGGGGGACCUGAAGGAGAAGAACAGAUUCGAGGUGCUUUAGCCGAAGCUCGGAAAAUUGCAGAAUUGUGCGAUGAUCCUAAGGAAAGAGAGGACAUUUUGCGUUCCCUUGGAGAAAUCUCUGCUCUGACUUCUAAAUUGUCAGAUCUAAGGAGACAGGGGAAAGGAGACUCUCCAGAGGCCCGGGCUUUGGCUAAGCAAAUCGCCACAGCCCUGCAGAACCUGCAGACCAAAACCAACAGGGCUGUGGCCAAUAGCAGACCAGCCAAAGCAGCUGUGCAUUUGGAGGGCAAGAUUGAGCAAGCUCAGAGGUGGAUUGACAAUCCCACAGUAGAUGAUCGGGGUGUAGGUCAGGCUGCAAUCCGGGGCCUUGUGGCAGAAGGGCAUCGUCUUGCCAAUGUUAUGAUGGGUCCUUAUCGCCAAGAUCUUCUUGCAAAAUGUGACCGAGUCGACCAGCUAACAGCCCAGCUCGCAGACCUGGCAGCUAGAGGGGAAGGAGAGAGUCCACAAGCAAGGGCUCUUGCUUCCCAGCUACAGGAUUCCUUAAAGGAUCUGAAAACAAAGAUGCAAGAGGCCAUGACUCAGGAAGUGUCAGAUGUAUUCAGUGAUACCACCACACCUAUCAAGCUACUGGCAGUGGCUGCUACUGCACCUCCUGAUGCGCCCAACAGGAAUGAGACGUUUGAUGAAAGGGCAGCUAACUUUGAAAACCACUCUGGACGGCUUGGUGCUACUGCAGAGAAGGCAGCUGCUGUUGGAACUGCUAAUAAGUCAACUGUGGAAGGUAUUCAGGCUUCAGUGAAGACAGCAAGAGAACUCACGCCCCAGGUUGUUUCAGCUGCUCGCAUCUUACUAAGAAAUCCUGGAAAUCAAGCUGCUUAUGAACAUUUUGAAACUAUGAAGAACCAAUGGAUUGAUAACGUUGAGAAAAUGACAGGGCUGGUGGAUGAAGCCAUAGACACCAAAUCUCUGCUGGAUGCUUCCGAGGAAGCGAUUAAGAAAGACCUUGACAAAUGUAAAGUAGCCAUGGCUAACAUCCAACCACAGAUGCUUGUUGCUGGGGCAACCAGCAUUGCUCGGCGAGCCAAUCGGAUCCUGUUAGUCGCCAAACGGGAGGUGGAAAACUCCGAGGAUCCCAAAUUCCGGGAAGCUGUGAAGGCUGCUUCUGAUGAACUAAGCAAAACCAUCUCCCCGAUGGUGAUGGAUGCAAAAGCUGUAGCUGGAAACAUUUCUGAUCCUGGCCUGCAGAAAAGCUUCCUGGAUUCGGGAUAUCGGAUUCUGGGUGCCGUGGCCAAGGUCAGAGAAGCCUUCCAACCUCAGGAGCCUGAUUUCCCUCCUCCUCCCCCAGACCUUGAACAACUUCGGCUGACAGAUGAGCUUGCUCCUCCCAAACCUCCUCUGCCUGAGGGUGAGGUUCCACCACCCAGGCCCCCUCCACCGGAGGAGAAGGAUGAAGAGUUCCCUGAGCAGAAGGCCGGGGAGGUGAUUAAUCAGCCAAUGAUGAUGGCUGCCAGACAACUCCAUGAUGAAGCUAGAAAAUGGUCCAGCAAGCCGGGCAAAGAAGCCUCGGACACAGGCGUAGGUGUCGCUGGGGCGGUCGUGGCCGAUGAGGCGGGGUUUCCUCUCCCCUCUGACAAUGAAGACGAUUAUGAGCCUGAGCUGCUGUCAGUGCCGACCAAUCAGCCGGUUAACCAGCCCAUUCUGGCCGCCGCUCAGUCUUUACAUCGAGAAGCAACCAAGUGGUCUAGUAAGGGUAAUGACAUCAUUGCAGCAGCCAAACGAAUGGCCCUGCUGAUGGCUGAGAUGUCACGGCUGGUGAGAGGAGGCAGUGGCACCAAACGGGCACUGAUUCAGUGUGCCAAGGACAUCGCCAAAGCCUCUGAUGAGGUGACAAGGCUGGCCAAGGAGGUGGCGAAGCAGUGUACCGACAAGCGCAUCCGAACCAAUCUCUUACAGGUGUGUGAGCGAAUUCCAACCAUUAGUACCCAGCUCAAAAUCCUGUCCACGGUCAAAGCCACCAUGCUGGGUCGAACCAAUAUCAGUGAUGAGGAAUCGGAGCAGGCCACAGAAAUGCUGGUUCAUAAUGCCCAGAACCUCAUGCAGUCUGUGAAGGAGACCGUUCGAGAAGCAGAAGCAGCAUCAAUUAAGAUUCGAACAGAUGCUGGUUUCACUUUGCGUUGGGUUCGGAAGACUCCCUGGUACCAGUAGCUCCAAGAACAUUCAUCGCCCUGCUUGCCUCUCCUCCCAUCCUCUUCUCCCACGUCCCCCCUGCUUGGCUCACUCCUUUCUAAGCAGGAAUGAAUGUAGCCCAAGGCCCUGCUUGCUUCCGGGGGUGAGGGUCAUACUCAAGCCUGUUUCCCCCCAAAAGGCUCAGCCCAAGACCCCCACACUUGUGUUUAUAUUCUCCUUUGCUUCGGGGCUGUAUGUAAUGUCUCUCCCUAGAAAAUCUCUGUACUCUUAAGCACUCUGGCUCAUGGACUUUAUUUACAUAAGCUCAGAAUUCAAGUAGGGAACACUACCUUCUUAUCCUGUCCAGACUCCAUCCUUUGGAGAGGAACCACCCUGGCUGCCUCCAAUAUUGCGUGUCGCUGCUCCGCAGACUGCCUGUGGGGCGGUGCUGCAGGGGUGAGCCGAGGCAGCUGGCCUUGGUCUUUCUCCACCUGUCCUUUCUUUUCCUUUCCUGUGUCCAGAAGCACAAGCCUGAAGAUUCCUUUCUCUACUAAGUAAAUCAUGACAUCACGGGUGAUGGUAUGAAUCAUGCUGUAAAGUACGGCAUCUAUGCCAGGGAAGCUCUGGGAGCCCUUCAAAGGGGUGAGGGGGAGCCCUGCCUGCCCGCUGGCUUGGGUAGGCUUUCCCUUACCAAACACGGGGUGUCUUGGUGCUCGUCUCAGCCAGGGCGUUGCCAGUGGGGCCAUAGCCAGGCAAGGCACGCUUUGUCCCUGCCCUCCAGAGGACUUUGCUGAGGCCUUAAUGAAAUGCUGCAUCAGAGUGCUUGGCCGCAUUGUUGUGUUCCCGCCACUCAUUUUUCUCCCUCCGUUACGGAUCUGGAGGAGAUCUAGGUGCUUUUUUGUUUCUGGAACUUUGAAACAUCCUUUUCUAACUCAGCUGAAGGUUUUUCCGGUCUGGGUGAGACGUCUCCCCGCCUGUCUUCAUGACAUGCCUUCAGUGCAUCGCCAGAGUGUGUGGACAAUCAGACCUCCCCCACCCUCCUCCCUGCAUUGUGGUCUGAAGUGGGUAACAUUUCAUUCACUGGCCUUGUAACGAUUUCCUGGGACCCUGCUAAGUAGCCGAGACACCUGAUAGGAGAAAAUCCGAUGGUGAAAAGGACCGAAUGAGAGCUUUACUUGAAUGUCCUUGGUUUUCUUCACUUGUGUUGGAUCCCAACCCUGACUGUGUAAAGUCUGUCUUAAGUUAGUCUUGUACAUUCAGGCUUCCUCUUCUUUUUAAUGAAUGAUACGUGUUCUUGAGGUUCUAAGAAGACUUAGUACUCUUAGCACAGUGCCUGGCACAUAGUAGGCGCUUAAUAAAUGUUGAUCGAUCGACGGAUAAUAGAAUCAUAAAGAGUUGGGACCUCAAGACAUUUAUCUAGUCCAGCUCCAUAACUUCUUUAGUUGCUUAUGUGAUAUAAAUGCAAUAUUAAUGCCUUUAAAAAUAAAUCUAUGCCAAAGAUCAUGUUUUGUUUUAUUAAAGAUUGCUUAAAGAAAAUAGGAGAAAUCAUGUUUGCCAUUUCAGUUGCAGGGUUCUAGCCACGCUGCAGUAUACUUUAUGCCGGUUGUGGUUCUCUCACCACCAGUGUUCCAGCUUUGGUGAAGCAGAUUCAAAAACAUCCCCUGAACGUUGGUUAGAAUUACCACUAACUAAAAUAACUGUUUAUAAACUAGGAUUUGUUAUAUGCAAAUAUUUUCUGUCACCUCUUUGUUCUCUUAAAAAUAAACAAAAUGCAUUUGUAUAAAUAA
Molecule: messenger RNA, 5317 nt
Organism: Monodelphis domestica (gray short-tailed opossum)
Lineage: Eukaryota; Metazoa; Chordata; Mammalia; Didelphimorphia; Didelphidae
Gene: VCL
Product: vinculin
Biological process (GO): cell adhesion
Cellular component (GO): actin cytoskeleton
Molecular function (GO): structural molecule activity; actin filament binding
Source: RefSeq, a predicted model, not a curated record